GAUCCUUUUAUUUCUCUCUGCUAUAUUAGGAUUUUUGAUGCAUAUAUAUGUAUUCAUGGAUUAACAAAAAAUAAUUCUCUAACAAUGCAGAUAUCAAUGGAGAAGGAAUUCAACAAGCCUUUUGUCAGCAGCGUUGGAAAGGAUGAAUCUUCUCGGCUUUGGAUCCAAGCUGAGAAAGUAUCUGAAGGCAAAAUUAAGAUGAAAAUACUGAUGAGGUCCGCAGAAAAGGCAUGGACUGCAGAAUUAACUGAUGCCACCGCCAGCAAAUAUUAUACACAAUACAGCCUCUCAGCCAAAGACUACUGGAAUGCAAUCCUGUCUGAGCUUUUGAGUCCUUCUGAAAACUUUUCCAUUUCUGUUCGCAAUGAGGAGUUUGUGGUUGAAAAACUGGGCAGCAAUCAGAUCAGAUUAGUGUAUGCAAAAGUGGACGUUGAAGAGGCUCCAUUUCUUCAAUGUCUGCUAUCAAUGACAGAGACUCUCCUUGAGACGCAAACUGAGCUGAGAAAAUCUAACAAGAGAUUAGAGAAAAAAAUUGUUGACGUCACUGAAGAUAAAGUUAUUCUGCAAGAGCAAUUGGAGAAAUUUACUGAAGAUGCAGUUACAAAGGAGGAACUUUUGCUUUCAAAUUUCCUAGCUGUCCUUAACGCCAAGAAAGAAAAGAUCCAAAGGCUCCAGGACGAAAUUGAAGGCAAAGGAGAAGAUGAUGGAAGUCCUGCAGAAAAUGAAUAUGACGCUGAAACUGACGUCGAUGAAGGGCAGGACACUCCUCCGAAGGACCAGCCAUCAUCUUCGAGCAGGCCCGAAAAAGCCAGGAAGACUGAUCUUAGAGAUAAUUUUGAUGAUGUUAUGGAUUUGUAACGUGAAUUAUAUCAUAAAAGGAAAAAUUUUUAAAUAAAAAUGCCGAAAAAAUGU
Neocloeon triangulifer is the source of this 912-nucleotide messenger RNA. RefSeq lists its product as uncharacterized. Gene Ontology annotation, molecular function: DNA binding. Gene Ontology annotation, cellular component: DNA-dependent protein kinase-DNA ligase 4 complex; nucleus; DNA ligase IV complex. Bases 85 to 858 code for a protein of 257 amino acids. Lineage: Eukaryota; Metazoa; Arthropoda; Insecta; Ephemeroptera; Baetidae. The record is from RefSeq and is a predicted model, not a curated record. Gene Ontology annotation, biological process: response to X-ray; double-strand break repair via nonhomologous end joining; DNA recombination. The transcript has 6 exons.